AUGGUCGUAGCAGAUCCAACCCGUGAAUCAGCAGCUGCUCUCCGCUAUGUUCUAUCUCAUGUAGUAUUCGAGAAUGACACAUUGUAUCUUCUUCACGUUGAGAAUCCAACCUUUUGGAAGAAUAGAAUUCCAGGUUUUAUGAACCAAUCAUCACCAUCUUCAACAACCCCUUCCUGUAAUGAAGGCAUAAAUGGCCAUUGGGGUGGUGGUGGUUGCAUCGGAGGAAAUGUUGACUUUCUUGAUCAAAUGAAGGAUGCAUGUGAAAGCACGCACCCAAAGAUGAAGGUGAAGGUGAUAAAGGUUGAAAUGGGUGCUAUGGAAAAAGCUAACGUGAUUUUAUCACAGACGAAUGUGCAUGGAAUUGAUCUUCUUGUUGUAGGAAAGCGUCAGAGCCUAUCUACCGCAAUACUAUGGCAAGGGAGGAAUGGGACAAUAAGAGGAGAAUUAGCAGAGUAUUUGGUAGAGAACUGCAAAUGCACCUGCGUUGCAGUGCAGAAAAAGGGUCUAACAGGAGGCUACCUUCUCCAUACCAAAACCCAUAGAAAUUAUUGGCUCUUAGCAUAAAGGGCCAAGAACUUUGUGAUUUGAUCACUUGUCUCUUAUUAGUUCUCCCUCCAUUUCAUAAACCAAAGUACAUAGAAUCUAACUUUUGAGGACACACUCGGCUCUUCAAAAUCCAAAACUGACACGAAUUGUUUAAGCUUCACCAUAUAUAUACAUGAAAACAUCAAUUCGAAAGAAGGAAAUGUUAUGUUUUACUUGUAAUUUCAAAAGUUCAACAAACAUACAAGGAGAAAGAACAUUGGCCAAAUGGUUAAGAACUAUAAGAGCAAAUCUCACACCAUAAUCAUUUUGAAUCCAAGGCAUGAUAUAAAAUUGAAAGCUAGCCAGGGGUUAGAGAAACAAAAGGAAGAAAUACAAAAGGAAAACAAAACAGAAACAGAACAUGAAAACUGGAACAAAAGAAAACUACAACUUUCUAUAGCAUUCCAAAACCGGGUCAGAACACCAAUCGUACCAACUUAAAUUUUGACCUCUCCUCUUCCGAGCAUUUAUCCAUAGAUGAGACAGAGCUUGUACCUCAAAUGCCAACACCGUGUGUGAUUUUGCGUUAGGACCAUGAGCCCUUAGCAUUCCUAUAUCUCCAGAUUACCCACAUGAAUACUAGCAUUAUAGCUUCAUGAAUCACCAGCAGCCUUUGAUGACCACCAAUCCUUAAUUUACAGUCUAGCAAGUCUCGACAUGAGCUAUGAGAGCAAUCCAAUAGUCGCCACCAUUUACACACUUGUAGCCAUACUUCACUUGAGACCGGGCAACCCACAAAAAUAUGAUCCACAGAUUCUGGAGCCGCGUUACACAUCUUACACAGGUUUGUAGAGCUGAUACCAAAUUUGAAAAGAUUGUCCAUGGAUGGAAGUUUGCCCUUACCAGCUCUCCAAGCAAGAAUGUUUAUCUUCCCUGGUACGAGUGGGUUCCAGGUCCAGUUUCCAUCACUAUAGGGAAGGAUAAUAUUGUCAAUAUGGGAUCUCAACGAUGAAACAGUGAACAACCCAGAAGGAUCAAGUGACCAGGCCCAUUUUUGUGAGCCAUUCGCGUUUGACACAUGUUGGAAAUGGUUCAAAAAAGACACCUGAUCUUUAUCUAGUGAUUUUGGGAUAUUGACAAUUGUACCCCAGCAACCACUUCGCCUUUUUGCUGCCGUCGGCCUAGACAAGCCACCAUCAGGACCGUGUAUGGACUUAAUCACUACCGCCCAAUUGCUGUCAGGAAAAUUCUUCAAUCUCCACCACCAUUUCCCCAACAAUGCUAUAUUUUGCGCCUUUAAACUACCGAUUCCGAGCCCGCCUCUAUCUUUUGCUGCAAGAAUUUUGUCCCAAGCUAUCCAUGCCAUUUUCCUUGUUUCCAUGGAGCCACCCCAAAAGAACUUCAUACGGAUCUGUUCAAGUGUUUUUAUAACCUUCAUGGGCGCCUUGUAAAUCGAAAAAUAGAAGGAUCCUAGACUGCUCAACACUGCUUUGCAUAGAUUCAGACGCCCCCCAAAGGAUAAAGUGGAAGCUUUCCAUCUUGUGAACCUCAUCUGAAAUCUUUCAAUGAUUUGUCUCUAAUGUGUUGUUCUUGCCAUAGAGACGCCUACAGGGAGGCCUAAAUAAGUAAAAGGUAGAGAGCCAAUUGGACAACUGAAACUACGAGCCAACGUCUCCAGCUCACAAUUAUGGGUACCAAACCCGUACAGUUUACAUUUGGACAAAUUUAUCUUUAAACCUGAUGACAACUCGAAACAUCUUAAAAUUCUGAUCAGGUUCUUUAAGUUCUCCGGUAACCACAUACCCAUGAAUACUACAUCGUCCGCAUACUGCAAGUGAGAAAUGACUGGACCGUGGCGGGGUAAUUGUAUGCCUUCGAAAAUGCCAUUCUCUUUUGCCGAUUCCAUUGCAAUAUGGAGGCCUUCUGCUGCAAUGAUAAAUAGAAAAGGGGAUAAGGGAUCGCCCUGCCUUACCCCUCGCUCCAUGCAAAAUUCUGAAGUUGCUGAGCCAUUGAGAAGCACCGACGCCCUAACUGACGAUAAACAUCCUUGAAUCCAUGUUCGCUGUUUAGACCCAAAGUGCAUUAAUUGCAGAAUUGAGUCUAGAUACCCCCAACUCAGACUAUCAAAGGCCUUCUCGAAAUCCACUUUAAAAGUGAAAGCUUUCCUUUUAUUUUUCUUUAUCCAGCUAAUUAUUUCGUUUAGGAUGAGGGGCCCAUCAAGAAUGUGUCGAUUCUUAAUGAAAGCUGUCUGAGUCUCACUAACUACCAGAUGUACCACCUUUUUUAAUCUCUCAGCUAGAACCUUUGAUAUUGUUUUGUACAAGCAUCCAAUUAGACUUAUGGGGCGAAAGUCAUUAAUUGUUAUUGGAUCUUGAACUUUUGGGAUAAGGGUGAUAAAGGAUGAAUUGCAGCCUUUAUCAAUAUGCCCGGUAGCUUCAAAAUGCUUCACUGCUAGAUAGAAAUCACCACCAAUCACCUCCCAAUGUUGUUUUAGAAAGGAAAACGAAAAUCCAUCAGGCCCUGUCCGAACCACAUGCCCAUAUGGCCGCUUUAAUUUCGUCCAACGAGAAAGGGUCCUCUAAAUGCUUAGCCACCUGUGGGGGAAGCUUCUUAAACUUUGGGGUGAUAAACUUAGGUCUUGAUUUAUUUGGCUCAGCAAAUCUUCCAGCAAAAUGUUUAAAUACCACCUCUUUGAUUGCAGCAGGGUCGCUUAUCCAGAAUCCAUUAUCCUUAAUACCAUUUAUCCUCUGCAUUCUUUGAUGCUUAUUUAUCAGACCAUGAAAAAAAGCACUAUUUUCAUCCCCCUCUAUAGCCCAUUUGGUUCGAGAUUUUUGUUUUAAAUCUUCAAUGCGCCUGGCUUCGUUUUCCAUGAUUUUUUGGUAGGCAUUUUGUCGAUCUCUAAGAAGUUCUUCGCUGAUCUGGCCCGUCUCAGCCAAGAGAUCUAUACCAUUGAUCUUGCUCGUAAGUUCAACCUGCUCUCUUCGAGAUUUUUCUAUAGUUUCUUUCCUCCAUGAUUUGAUAUGUUCUUUUAGAUUCCUUAGCUUACCUGCAACAAGGGAUAGAGGAGAUAUAUGCAGGCGAGAGUUGGAAGACCUGCUAAAUGACCACCCGUUUCUUAGAACCCCCUCAAAACAUGGGUCUUUCAACCAAGAAUUAAAAAACCUGAAUGGGGAUGGACCGAAAUCAAGCUGAUUGGAGGAUAAGAGUAUUGCACAGUGAUCAGAGUGCACUCUUGGCAAUGCUGUGACACUAAGGUUUGGCCAUGAGUCGAAAACAUUGGAUGAGACAAGGUAUCUGUCGAGUUUGCUAUGUUUAUCACCAGCUUUGCUCAUGUAAGUAAAUCUUCUACCCCCCAUUUUAACUUCCAGCAGUCCACUAGAGUGUAUAAAAUUGUUGAAAUAAAUGCACUAUUAUGGCAGAAUACAGAACCUAGUCUUUCUUCAGGCAGGCGAACAACAUUGAAAUCACCGAAAACGAACCAACAGGAUUCACUAUCUGAGUUUAUGAGGUCGGACAACUUACUCCACAGAAUCCUUUUCUUUGCUGGUUCUUGUGGAGCAUAAACAUUGACAAAGCAAACUUUUUUCCUAAGUCUAAGCCACAUACCCCUGAUGACAAGAAAACCUUCCCCUUUAAUAGAAUCGGUGACAUUGAAUAAGGAAGGGUCCCAUAUGGAAGCAAUUCCACCAGAUAGCCCUAUAGGAUCAAUGACCUCACAUUGGAAACUUGGUGAACCCCAAAUUUGUCUAUCAAGAUUCCCUUUAACCUCUAUGGAUUUAGUUUCCUGCAGCCCAACAAAGAAUGAACGAUUUUGGAUCCGAGAGUCUCUAAGCCAGCACCUUUUUAUUUCGCACCCAAUUCCACGAAUAUUAUUGGAGAAGAUAUUCAUUGAUCUACAAUUGUCACGCCUCGGGUUUUAAUCAUCUUCUUUAGUUGUUCCGCUUGAUUUCCAACCUGGAAUCCAACUGAUUCUCCUACCGCAAUUGUUUUGGCAACUUCCAAGGAUGUAACAUUCGAAUCCACAGGCUGUGUUUGCGAGAAAUUUUGCUGCAAGGCACAAGUACCCAUGGACGGAAGCUCCUGCGAUUGAGAUGCGCCAUUGGGGAUAUAUAUAGAGGGGAUUUCGAUAUGAGGGAG
Molecule: messenger RNA, 4662 nt
Organism: Lactuca virosa
Lineage: Eukaryota; Viridiplantae; Streptophyta; Magnoliopsida; Asterales; Asteraceae
Source: the annotation of a GenBank genome assembly